CCUCACCUGUGGGCACACACGUCAUCCAGUUGAGGCUUGGGUUUUGUCUGACGAGGUCUUGUCGGACAUUUCUCGAGAAUUUUCCGCAAGGUUUCUCGAAUAUGUCGUCCAAGAAGCUGUUUCCAAACGGCGAGGCAGCUCGGGAAGGUUCUGUAGGUCGUCAUGGAAACCGGCGAACCAAUGGAAUCGUCCUGGCGCUGUCAGGACUCGCAGCUGUGGUGAGUGUCGUCACCCUACUGUUCGUCGGGCGGGAGCUUACGUUCCUACGGGCCCAACAAGAAAUACUACGCAGGGUUCUACACGACCAACAAGCAGCAUUGUACGGGGAUCUCCGAGACCAACAAGGAAGAGACCAUGACCAGUUGGUGCUACUGCGCAGCCAGCUUCAGGACCUGAUGCAAGGGAAGCAAGAGCUAGGAGCUAAGACCAGUGAACAACUCUCCCCCGAGGGCCCAGCUAGCUCAACUGAAGACUGGCGACGUGAUGACAGCGCCACCUUUUGGAAAAGUGCGGAGGUGCACCACAGAUCCAAGAGGGAGGCGAUGGCCAACACUGUUCUCUUCCAUGGCAAAUUCGGAGCAGGUCUCGGAUGUCCGUCCGGAGCCCCCGGGAGGGAUGGAAGAGACGGUCUGCAGGGUCCUGCCGGUCCACCCGGACCCCCUGGACAGUGUUGCAUUGAGAGGCCGACUCCCUCCCCAGAGGUGGCCACUACCCCGGGAGCUGUACAAGCGUCAGACUGUGCAGAUCUCUACGCGGCAGGACAGACUACAAGCGGAGUCUACAACAUCAGACUCGGUUCCUCUAACGUGGAGACCUACUGUGACAUGGAUACCGCAGGGGGUGGUUGGACCGUGAUCCAACGGCGGCAGGACGGGUCGGUUCCCUUCAACCGGACCUGGGAGGAGUACAAACACGGGUUUGGGAACAAGAACGGGGAAUACUGGCUUGGGAACGAGAACAUCCACCUCCUGACAAGUCAGAAGAACUACACCCUCAGGGUGGAUCUCGAGGAUUGGGAAGAAGAGACCCGGUACGCAACGUACUCCAGCUUCAGGGUGUCCGGUGAGUCGGACCAGUACCGGCUGCACAUUUCCGGGUAUUCAGGCGACGCGGGAGACUCCAUGGCGGGCGGCCAUACCCUUAACGGGCAGAGGUUCUCCACUGUGGACAGGGACAACGAUGUCCACAGCAGCCUCCACUGCUCUCAGGCGUUAGGACAGGCCGGCUGGUGGUUUGGGAUCUGCAGCUGGUCCAACCUCAACGGCCGCUACCUGCGCAACUGUAAGAGCUCCUGUCCACUCUGGCAAGGUGUGCUGUGGAACACUUGGAUAGACCUGCGUUACUCCCUGAAGUCUGUGUCUAUGAAGAUCAAACCAUAAGCGACACGAGUACGAUAUGCCACUACCGGUGUGAUAUGUGUUGAAUUUCCAAAUCACUAAGAUUUUUUAACAUUGAAUGUUUAAUUAUACCCAAGUUGCAUAAUACGUGGUCGGGCCAUAAACAACAUAUUAUCUGCAUUACCCAUGCGAUAUCUGUUACCAUUUCUAAAUAAAUUGUAAUUUAUAAAAUGGAAUGAAUCUGAUUAUAUCUGAUUUUGCUCAGAAUGACAAUCACACCUGGUUCACAAAUAAAACCCAACCAUGUGUUUCUUAAGCGCGCACGAUGUAACAGUCGACCAUACAAUCAUUCAAGCUAUCAUCAUCAUCAUCUGGUCAAGCUAUCAUACCUGCACUUAACAAGCGUUUGUAAGAUUUUACUGGUAAUUUCUAUUCUAUUUUGUUUUAACCUUUAAGUAGUUGCUUAAAAAUGCCUAAAACAUACUUGUUUUCACUAAUCUGAUGACAACGCUUUCUAUUGAAUUGUAUCUGUACGUUUUGGCAAUUAUACAUGUCAAUACUUGGGUCAGCAAAGGCAGACUAUUAAAAUGGGUGAUGGCUGACGUAAUACUAAAAGUAUAAGUAGAUCAGAAUCUAAGAUAAAAUACAAAUC
This is a messenger RNA of Branchiostoma belcheri (Belcher's lancelet), 1989 nucleotides long. RefSeq names its product fibrinogen-like protein 1. Lineage: Eukaryota; Metazoa; Chordata; Leptocardii; Amphioxiformes; Branchiostomatidae. The record is from RefSeq and is a predicted model, not a curated record. The transcript is spliced from 7 exons. The coding region runs from base 102 to 1379 and encodes 425 amino acids.